GUCACAAGUUCUGGUCAGGAUGCCAUGCAAGUGCCCUCUAGAAUUCACAUUUCUUCAGCAAGCAAAUCCACACAAAUUCCUGGUUUAUCUCACCUAUCCUCAUUGACUGUUGACAAAAAAGAAGUCAUGUCUUUCCCAGGUCCAUUUUCAAACAGAGAAUCCAUGCAAGCUCCUGAUACCUCUGACACAAGAUUACCACAGGAAGCUGUGCAAACUCUCUCUGAUCAGUAUGCCAUUCAAGUUCCCUCUAAAAUUCACACUCUUUCGAUAAGUAAAUCCACACAAAUUCCUGGUUUCACUCAUGUGUCUUCCUUGACUAUGAGCAAAGAUGAUGUCAUGACUUUCCAAAGUCUAUUUUCAAACACAGAAUCCAGGCAAGUUCCUGAUUUCUCUAACACAGGAUUGUCACAGGAACCUGAGAAAACUCCCUCUUCUAAUCACGUUAUAUCAGUGAACAAAUCCAUACAAGUUUUUAUUUCCUCUGAGCCACACACAUCCACAUCAUUCACAGAAGAAAUUUCAUCAUUCCCAGGUCUAAUUUCAUUAAAAGAAUCCAAACCAGUUCCUGAUGUCACUGCCACAAGUUCUGGUCAAGAUGCCAUGCAAGCUCCUUCUAGAAUUCAUUCUUUCUCUAUGAGUAAAUUCACACAAGUUCCUGGAUUCUCUCCCCUACCCUCAUCAACUAUUGAAACAGAAGAAAUGUCUUUUCCAAGUUCAUUUUCCUAUAGAAAAUACAUACACCUUUCUGAUUUUUCUGAUAGACGUUCACCUCAGCAAGCCACAGAAGUUCCCUCCACAACUCAUGCCAUUUCAAUGAGCCAAUAUACUCAGGUUCCUUCUUUCUCUGACCCAAGUUCAUCAACUGUAUGUGUAAAAGAUAUUUCAUCUUUCUUAGUUCCAAUUUCAUCAAGAGCAUCUAUUCAAUUUCCUGAAAUAAGUUUGCCAAGAGAAGCCGUACAAAUUCCCUCUACUUAUGCUGCUACUGCUAUUUGCAAAUCCACACAAAUUCCCUCUUCUUCUUCCCAAAGUUCAUCUACAGUAGGCAUAGAAGAUGCCUCAUCAGUUUCACCCAGAGAAUCUCAAGUUCCUGAUUUUGCUGAGAAAAGUUCACCAACAGAAGACAAACAAGUUUCCUAUACUUCUGGUACUGUUUCUAGAAGAAAAUCCACACAAGUCCCUUCAAGCCGAGGUAUAGGAGAGCUUCCAUCAUUCAUAGUUUCAGUUUCAUCAAAAGAGUCCAAACAAGUUCUUGACUCAUCUGACAUAAUUUCAACACAACUUAAACAAGUUCCCUUGAUCUCUGAUGCUACUUCAGCAAGUAAAUCUCCACAAGUUUUUUCUUCCUUGGUAUUAUAUACAUCAAACAAAUCUAUCCAAUUUCCCUCUUAUUCAGGUCUCAUUUCUUUGAACCAGUCUGUACAAGUUCCUUCUAUAUCUAGCACAAGUUCAGCAAGUGAGUCUACGGCAGUACCAUCUGUGACAGAACCAUAUUUAACAGAAUUGUCCAAGGAAUUUUCCACUUUACCUAGGGGAGCUUCACUAAGCAAACACGGGCAAAUUCCUCCUUUCUCUGGCACAAUUGCAUCAAGGGAAUACACAGGUGUUUCUUCUCUUUCAGGUAAACAUUCAAUACAAGAGUCAUUGGAAAUUCAUUCUGUCUCAAGUUCAACUUCAAAAGAAUUUAAAGAUAUUUCCUCUUUAUUAACACUGCAUUUAGAGAAAGAAUCCUUUCAAGAUCAUUCGAUAUCUUACUCAAGAUCAGUAGAAAGAGAUGCUGUUAUCUACAGUCAAAGUUCAAGAGAAGCUAGGGAAGUUUCUUUCCCUGCCCCUACUACCUCAAGCAAAUCUUUGCAAUUUCCUUCUUUUUCUGGCAUAAAUUUUCAAACUCUUGGUGUGUCUAGCCAAAAUUUAGAGAAUAAAUCCAUCCAAUUUCCUCCUCCAAAAGAAUCUGAAGAAUAUCCAGCAUUCUUUAGGACAAGUUCAGAGGCAGAAUCAAUACAAGGUGCAUCCUUCUCUAUUCCAAAUUCAGUAAGAGAAUCCUUUGAAUUUCCCAUUUUUUCCGGGCCAAGUUCAACAAAAGAAUCAUUAGCUCACCUUUCUUCUGAGUUAAGCUCAACAGACAGCAUAGUAAAAGAGAAGGCACAAUUGGCUACUUCAAGCUCACCUGGUAAAUCCAUAACUGAUUUCCAUUCCUCCAUACCUACUUUAUUGAGCAAAUCCAUACAAUUUCCUUCUUUCACAGUUACAAGUUUGACAAAAGAAUCAAUGGAAGUCCCUACUUUACCUAUGCCAAAGUCAAUGCAAGAAUCUAAACAAGAUUCAGCUCUCUCUGGUCCAGAUUCAUUUAAAGAAUUCUCUGAAUUUCCCAUGUUUUCUGGACCAAUUUCAACAAGGGAAUCCUUAGAAGCUACCUCUUCCUCUAGCUUAAGUUCCACAAAAGAAUUUUCAGAUGAUAGUACAGGUUCUGCCAAACCAAUUUCCCCAAAAGAAAUACCGCAGUCAUCUCUCAGAAAAUCCAAGAACAUUUCUUUUAGCCCCCAAAUGAUGUUAAUGAGCAAAACAAUACAAUUUCCUUCUUUCACAGGCCAUGCAUUAAAAGAAUACAUGGAAAUUGCUGCUUUGUCUGUGUCGAGUUCAAAAAGUGAUUCAAUACCAGGUCCCAUUCUUACCGUCCCAAAUCCAUUGAAAGAAACUUUUGAAUUUCCCAUUUUCUCUGGACCAAGUUCAAGAGAAUCUUUAGAAGAACCCUCUCUUUAUACUUCAAGGUUAUCAAAAGAAUGUACAGAAAUUGUCCCUUCUACUAAUAUAAGAUUACAAAGAGAAUCCACAGAGAGAGAGUGUACUGGCUCUUGUACCACAAGUUCACCUAGAAAAUCAAAAAAAGCUUCCCCUUCCUCCAGUCAGAGAGAAGUAAAUAUAUCCAUACAGUUUCCCUUUUUUUCAUGCCCAAAUGUUUUGUCUGUAUCAAAUCCAAAGAGAGAGCCCAUACCAGAUCUGAAUACCACUGGAAAAAAGUUACAAGAAUGCAUAGAAAUUCAUGCAUAUUCUGGGACCAGUUCAACAAGAGAUAAAGAAGUCUUCCCUUUAUUCCCUGCAAUUUCAUUAAGAGAAUCAAGAGAAAUUCUUCCUUUCUUUAACUUCAGAUCAAUAUGUUCAUCAGAGAAUGAGAAUAUCGAUUUCCCCAGUUCAAGUUCACAAAAACAAUUAAAACAAGUUUCACCUCCUCCUAGUCUCACAGCAUUUAGUGAAGAUACACAAUUUCCUUCCUUCCUGAGCCAAAAAAUUUUGUCUGCAGAAAGUUCACACAGAGAGUUCAUAGAAAGACCAGAUUUCAUUGAGACAAAAUCGAGAGAACAUUUGGACUUUUCCAUUGUCUCUGAGCCAAAUUCAACCAAAGAAUACAUAGAAGAACCUUUUUCCUUAGUUUCUUCCAACGAGGCUACAAAAGGUCUACCAUCAUACAGGUUACAUGACUCAGAGGAAUUUGCAGAGAGUAACAUCUAUUCUCCUACCUCAAUUUCACCAAGAGAAUCCAAACAAGUUUCUGCUACUCCUGUCCUAAAGUCAAUGAGUAAAGCUAUUCAAUAUCCUUCUUUGUCAGGCACAAGGGUUUUAUCUGUGGAAAGCUCACAGAAAAAGUCAAUACAAGGCCCAGAUUUCUCUGGAAAAAAAUCAUUGCAAAAAUUGGUACAAUCUUCCAUUUUACCUGGGCAAAGGGAAUCCUUAGAAAAUCCAAUUAUUUCCACUUCAAUUUCUUCAAAAGAAGCUACAAAUGGUCUUGCAUCAUCUGGUUCAAGAUCUAUAGUAGAAUGCAUAAGGAAUGAGAGGUUUCAGUUUGACAUUCCAAGUUCACCAACAGAAAUGAAAAAGAUUUCCCCUCCCACCCUUCUGUCACUAAAUAAAGCUAUACAAUUUCCUUCUUUCUCAAGCCAAAAAAACAAAUCUCUAGAGAGCUCACAGAGAGAGUCCAUAAAAGGUCCAGAAGUCUUUGAAACAACCUCAUUGCAGGAAUCUCUAGAAAUUUCUAUUAUUUUUGAGCCAAGUUCAACUAGAGAAUGUUUAAAAGUUCCCCCUAUUUCCACUUUAACUACUUCAAAAGAAACUGCUUCAGAUUUCUCUAAAUCAAAAUCAUUGCAAAAGUCAUUGGAUUUUUUGUGUAUUUCUGGGCCAAAGUCAACAAGAGAAUCUUCAGAAGUUCCUCCUCUUUCUACUUCAACAACUUUAAGAGAGGCUAAAGAAGAUCUCGUAUCACCUGGCUUACAUUCUACAGACCAAUUUGCAGAAACUGAGAGUAUACAACCUGCAAUCCAAAGCUCACAAACACAAUCCAAACAUGUUUCCUCUCCUAGAAAAAUGACACUAAGCAAAGCUAUACAAUAUCCUUCUUUCUCUCGUAUAGGGGCUUAUUCUGGGGAAAGAUCUCCUGGAGAGUUCAUACAAAGUCCAGAUGUCUCAGAUUCAAAAGAAUUGAGAGAAUCUUUGGAAUUUUCCAUUAUUCACAGGCCAAGUUCAACAAGAAAAUCCUUUGAAAUUUCCAAUCUUUCAAUUUCACCUUUUUCAAAAGGAACUGCAGAAGGUCUUCCAUCAUCACACUUGCAUUCUCCAGAAUUUGCAGAGGAUGAGAUUGUCCAGUCAACCAAAGAAAGAUCACAAAGCGAAACCAAGCAAGCUUCACCAUCUCCUAGCUUUAUGUCACUGAGUAAAGGCAAACAAUUUCCUUCUACCUCAGGAACAAAAGUUUUGGCUCUGGAAAGUUCAUGGAGAGAAUCCAUACAAGGACUAAAUUUCCCAGAAUCAGAAUUAUUGGAUGAAUCAUUGGAACACACUAUUAUCUCAGGGCCAAGUUUAACAAAAGAAUCCUUAGAAGGUCAUCCUGUUAGCACUUCAAUUUCUUCAAAAGGAGUUGCAUCAUCUGGCUUGCAUUCUCCAGAAGAAUUUGCAGAGAAUGAGGGUGUUCAGUUUUCCACCUCAAGGUCACCAAAAGAAUCCAAACAGGCAUUGGUUCCAUCUACAUUUAAGUCAACAACUAAAGCUGUACAAUUUCCAUCUUACUUGGGCAUGAGGACCUUGUCACUUCAAAGUUCACAGAGAGAAUCCAUACAAGGGUCAGACUUCUCUGACUCUAAAUCACUGCAAAAAUCGUUUGAAUAUGCAGUUAGUUUUGAUGAAACAAGUUCAUCAGGAGAAUCAUUAGCAGAACCUCUUCCUUUUGCAGAGGAUGAAAGUAUAUCUGAAACCCCAAGUGCACAAAAAGAAUCCAAAAAAGCAUUACUAGCUGCCAGCUUUAGGUCAACAAGUAAAAUUAGACAAUUUCCUUCUCAUUCAGGUGCAGGGGUUUUGUCUCCUGUUUAUCAAGAGACAAGUUCAUCAGGAGAAUCCUUGGGACUACCUCCUCCAUUUGCAGAGAAAGAAAGUGCCCUUUCUGUAAUUCCAAGUCCAGAAAUAGAAUCCAAACAGGGAGUGCCUCCUCCUAACUUAAUGUCAACAAGUAAAGCUAUACAAGUCCCCUCUUACAUGGACUCAAGGGUAAUGGUUCUUGAAAUCUCACAGAAAGAAUCCACACAAGCGUCUGAUUUUACCACAUCAAAAUCAGUGCAAGAUCCUUUGGAAAGUUUCAUUAUAUCUGGGCCUAGUUCCUUAAGAGAAUCAUUAGGAGUAUCUCUUCCUUUUCCAGAGGAAAACAGUGUCCUUUCUGCCACACCAAGUUCACCAAGAGAAUACAAGCAGGCAGGGCCUUCUGCUAACUUGAUAUCAACAAGUAAAGCUAUACAAUUUCCUCCUUACCCAGGAACAACAGCUUUAUCUCUUGAUAAAUCCAUACAACGGCCAGAUUUCAUUGGAUCGAAAUCAUUGCAGGAAUCUUUUGAAUAUUCUAUUAUUUUGGAGCAAAAUUCAUUAGAAGAAUCAUUAGCAGGACCUCUUCCAGUUGCAGAAAAUGAAAGUGUCACAUCUGCAUCCCAAAGUCCGCCAAGAGAAUCCAAACAAGCAUUUCUGUCUCCCAGCUUUAUGUCAACAAGAAAGAUCAGACAAUUUCCAGACACAGGGGGUUUAUCUCUUGAAAACUCACAGAGAGAAGUCAUACAAGCUUCAGACCUCUCUGACUUAAAAUCAUUGAAAGAACCUUUGGAAUAUUUCACGAGCUCUAGGCCAAGUCCAUCAAGAGAAUCAUUAGGAGAACCUCUUCCUUUAGCAGACAAUGAAAGAGGGCUAUCUACAAGUCCAAGUGCACCAAGAGAAUCUGAACAGGCAUUGCCAUCUCCUAGUUUUGUGUCAAGAAGUAAAGGUACACAAUUUCCUUCUUACUCUGGAACAAGAGUUUUGUCUCUUGAAAGCUCAAAGAGAGAAGCCAUAGAUGAAUCAGCUGUCUAUGAAUCAAAAUCAUUACAAAAAUCUUUGAAAUAUGCCAUUAGCUAUGGGUCAAGUUCAUCAAGAGAAUUCUUAGAACUACCUCUUCCAUUUGCAGAGGAAGAAAGUGCCCCAUCUGCCACCCCAAGUCCACAAAGAGAAUCCAGCCAAGAAUUGCUACCUCCUAGUUUUAAAUCAAUAAGCAAAGCUAAACAAUAUCCAUCUUACUUGGACUCAGGGGUCUCAGGUCUUGAAAGCUCACAGAUAGAAUCCAUACAAAGGCCUGAUUUUACCAAAUCAAAAUCAAUGCAAGAUUCUUUGGAAUAUUUCAUUAUGCCUGUACCUAGUUCCUUAAGAGAAUCUAUAAGAGUAUCUCUUCCUUUUCCAAAGAAAGACAGUGUCCUAUCUGCAACCCCAACUACACCAAGAGAAUAUAAGCAGGCUGAGUCAACUUCUACCUUAAUGCCAACAAAUAAAUCUAUGCAAUUUCCUUCAGACACAACAGUUUUGUCCCUUGAAAUCUCCAAGAGAAAUUCCAUACAAGGACCAGAUUUUUCAGAUUCAAAAUCAUUGCAAGAAUCUUUGAAAUAUGUUAUUACCUCUGGACCAAGUUCAUCAGAAGAGUCAAUUGCAGGACUGCAUCAUUUUAUAGAGGAUGAAAAUGUCAUGUCUAUAGCCCCAAGUCCACCAAGAGAAUUCAAACAAGCAUUGCAACAUCCUAACUUUAUAUCCACAAGUAAGAAAAGACAAUCUCCUUACUCAGGUACAGGGGUUUUCUCUCUUGAAAACUCACAAAGAGAAUCCAUACAAGAGUCAGAUUUCUCUGACUUAAGAUCAUUACAAGAAUCUUUGGAAUAUUCCAUUAGUUCUGAACCAAGGUCAUCAAAAGAAUCUUUAGGCGUGUCUCUUAUUUUUCCAGAGAAUGACAGUGUUCCAUCUAGAACCCCAAGUCGAAUAGGAGAAUACAAAGAGGCACUAACAUCUUCUAACUUAAUGUCAACAAGUAAAGCUAUACAAUUUCCAUCUUAUUCUGGCACAAGAGUGUUGUCAAUUAAAAGCUCAGAGAGAGAAGCCACAGAAGGAACAGCCUUCUCUGACACAAAAUCAUUGCAAGAAUCUUUGGAAUAUUCUAUUAGCUCUGGGCCAAGUUUAUCAAGAGAAUCAUUAGGACUACCUCUUCCAUUUGCAGAGAAUGAAAGUAUCCUAUCUGCAACCUCAAGAGAAUCCAAACAGACAUUGCCUCCUUCUAACUUAAUGUCAACAAAUAAAGCUAUACAAUUUCCAUCUUACUUGGAUUCAACGGUCUUGGUUCUUGAAAUCUCACAGAGAGAAUCCACACAAGGGUCUGAUUUUACCAAAUCAAAAUCAGUGCAAGAUUCUUUGGAAUACUUCAUUGUCUCUGGGCCUAGUUCCUUAAGACAAUCAGUAAGACCACCUCUUCCUUUUCCAGAGGAAGACAGUGCUCUUUCUGCAACCCCAAGUUCACCAAGAGAAUACAAGCAGGCAGGGCCUCUUUCUAAUUUAAUAUCAACAAGUAAAGAUACACAAUUUCCUCCUUAUUCAGUUUUGUCUCUUGAAAGCUCACAGAGAGAAUCCAUAGAAGGGCCAGAUUUCACUGUCUCAAAAUCACUGCAGGAAUCUUUGGAAUAUUCCUUUGGGUCAAGGUCAAAUUCAUUAGAAGAAUCAUUAGCAGGACCUGUUCCAUUUGAAGAAAAUGAAAGUAUCAUAUCUACAACUCAAAGUCCACCAAGAGAAUCCAAACAAGUAUUGCUGCCCCCCAGCUUUAUGUCAACAAGUAAGACUAGACAAUUCUCUUCUCACUUAGGCACAGGUGGGUUAUCUCUUGAAAGCUCACAGAGAAGAGCCAUACAAGCCCCAGACCUCUCUGACUUAAGAUCAUUGAAAGAAUCUUUGGAAUAUUUCACGAGCUCUAGGCCAAGUCCAUCAAGAGAAUCAUUAGGAGAACCUCUUCCUUUAGCAGACAAUGAAAGAGGGCUAUCUACAAGUCCAAGUGCACCAAGAGAAUCUGAAUGGGCUUUGCCGCCUCCUAGCUUUGUAACAAAUAAAGGAACACAAUUUCCUUCUUUCUCUGGAACAAGAGUUUUGUCUGUGGAAAGCUCACAGAGAGAAGCCAUAGAAAGACCAGCCAUCUCUGAAUCUAAAUCAUUACAAGAAUCUUUGCAAUAUGCCAUUGGCUAUGGGCCAAGUUCAUCAAGAGAAUCAUUGGAACUACCUCUUCCAUUUGCAGAGGAGGAAAGUGUCCCAUCUGCCAUCCCAAGUGCACCAAGAGAAUCGCCUCCUCUGAGCUUUAUGUCAAGUAAAGGAACACAAUUUCCUUCUUUCUCUGGAACAAGAGUUUUGUCUAUUGAAAGCUCACAGAGAGAAGCCAUAGUAAAACCAGCCAUCUCUGACUCAAAGUCAUUACAAGCAUCUUUGGAAUAUGCCAUUAGCUAUGGGCCAAGUUCAUCAAGAGAAUCAUUGGAACUACCUCUUCCAUUUGCAGAGGAGGAAAGUGUCCCAUCUGCCAUCCCAAGUGCACCAAGAGAAUCCAAACAGGCAUUGUCUCCUCCAAGCUUUAUGCCAACAAGUAAAGGAACACAAUUUCCUUCUUUCUCUGGAACAAGAGUUUUGUCUGUUGAAACCUCACAGAGAGAAGCCAUCGAAAGUCCACCCAUCUCUGAAUCUAAAUCAUUACAAGAAUCUUUGGAAUAUGCCAUUAGUUAUGGGCCAAGUUCAUCAAGAGAAUCAAUAGGACUACCUCAUCCAUUUGCAGAGAAGGAAAGUGUCCCAUCUGCCACACCAAGUCUACCAAAAGAAUUCAAACACACAUUGCUACCUCCUAGUUUUGAAUCAAGUAAAGUUGUACAAUUUCCAUCUCACUUGGACUCCAGGGUCUUGAUUCCUGAAAGCUCAAAGAGAGAAUCCAUACAAGGGUCUGAUUUUACCAAAUCAAAAUCAAUGCAAGAUUCUUUAGAAUAUUUCAUUAUUCCUGGGUCUAGUUCUUUAAGUGAAUCAUUAGGAGUAACUCUUCCUUUUUCAGAGAAAGAUGGUGUGCUAUCUAUAACCCCAAGUACACCAGGAGAAUACAAGCAGGGAGGGCCAGCUUCUACCUUAAUGUCAAGUAAAUCUGUACAAUUUCCUUCUUACUCAGGCACACCAAUUUUUUCUCUAGUAAGCUCACCAAGAGAAUCCAUUGAAAGAGCAGGUUUCUCUGACUCAAAAUCAUUGCAAGAAUCUUUGGAAUAUGCCAUGACCUCUGGACCAAGUUCAUCUGGAGAAUCAUUAGUAGGACCCCUUCCCUUGGCAAGGGAUGAAAAUGUCAUACCUGCAACCCCAAGUAUUCAAAGAAAGUCCAAACAAGCAUUGCUACAUCCCAGCUUUAAUACAAGACAAUUUCCUUCUUACUCAGGCACAGAGGUUUCGUUUCUUGAAAACUCACAAAGAGAAUCCCUAAGAGCACCAGAUUUCUCUGACUUAAAAUCAUUACAAGAAUCUUUAGAAUAUUCCAACAGCUCUGAAGCAAGUUCAUCGAAAGAAUCAUUAGCAAGACCUCAUACUUUUCCAGAGAAUGACAGUGUCCUAUCUGAAACCCCAAGUCCACCAAGAGAAUCCAAACAGGUCUUGCUGCCUUCUAAUUUAAUGUCAAUAAGCAAAGCUAUACAAUUUCCUUCUUAUGUGAGUAUGAGGGUUUUGUCUCUUGAAAGAACACAGACAGAAUCUAUAGAAAGACCAGCUAUCUCUGACUCAAAAUCAUUACAAGAAUCUUUAGAAUAUCCCAACAGUUCUGAACCAAGUUCAUCAAGAGAAUCCUUAGGACUACUUCUUCCAUCUGCAGAGAAGGCAAGUCUCCCAUCUACCAUCCCAAGUCUACCAAGAGAAUCCAAACAGGCAGUGCCUCCUCCUAAUUUAAUUUCAACAAGCAAAGCUAUACAAUUUCCUUCUUACUCAGGUACAAAGGUUUUGUCGAUUGAAAGCUCACAGAGAGAUUCUAUAGAAGGACCAGCUAUCUCUGACUCAAAAUCAUUACAAAAAUCUUUGGAAUAUUCCAUUAGCUCUGGACCAAGUUCAACAAGAGAAUCAUUAGGAUUACUUCUUCCAUCUGCAGAAAAUGAAAGUGUCCCAUCUACAAUCCCAAGUCCACUAAGAGAAUCCAAACAAGCAUUACACCCUCCUAGUCUUAAGUUAACAAGUAAAGCUAUACAAUCUCCAUCUUACUUGGCUUCAAGAGGCAUGGUUCUUGAAAUCUCACAAAAAGGACCCAUACAAGAGUCCAAUUUUACGGAACCAAAAUCACUGCAAGAGUCUUUAGAAUAUUUCAUUAUUUCUGGGCCUGGUUCCUUAAGAGAAUCAGUAAGAGUAGCUCUUCCUUUUCCAGAAAAAGACAGUGUCCUAUCUGCAACCCCAACUCCACAAAGAGCAUAUAAGGAGGCAGGGCCUCCUUCUAACUUAACAUCAAUAAGUAAAGCUAUACAAUCUCCUCCUUAUUCAAUUUGGUCUCUUGAAAGCUCACAGAGAGAAUCCAUAGAAGGGCCAGAUUUCACUGUCUCAAAAUCACUGCAGGAAUCUUUGGACUAUUCCCUUGGGUCGGGGUCAAAUUCAUUAGAAGAAUCAUUAGCAGUACCUCUUCCAUUUGAAGAGAAUGAAAGUGUCAUAUCUGCAACUCAAAGUCCACCAAGAGAAUCCAAACAAGCAUUGCCGCCUCCUAGCUUUAUGUCAACAAGUAAGACUAAUCAAUUUCUUUCUUAUUUGGGUACAGAGGUUUUAUCUCCUGAAAGCUCACAGACAGAAGCCAUGCAAGCCCCAGAUUUCUCUGACUUAAAAUCAUUGCAGGAAUCCUUGGAAAAUUUCAUCAGCUCUGAGCCAAGUUCAUCAAGGGAAUCAUUAGGAGGAUCUCUUCCUUUAGCAGAGAAUGAAAGAUGGUUAUCCAUUAAUCCAAGUCCACAAAGAAAAUAUGAACAGGCAUUGCCUUCUCCUACCUUUGUGUCAACAAGUAAAGGUACACAGUUCCCUUCUUUCUCUAGAACAAAGGUUUUGUCUCUUGAAAGCUCACAGAAAGAAGCCACAGAAAGACCAUUCAUCUUGGAUUCAAAAUCUUUGCAAGGAUCUUUGGAAUAUGCUAUUAGCUCUGGGUUAAGUUCAUCAAGAGAAUCCUUAGGACUACCUCUUCCAUUUGCAGAGAAGGAAAGUGUACCAUCUGCCACCUCAAGUCCACUAAGAGAAUCCAAACAGGAAUUGCCGCCUCCUAGCUUUAAGUCAACAAGUAAAGCUAUACAAUUUCCAUCUUUCUUGGACUUAACAGUCUUGGUUCCUGAAAGCUCACAGAGAGAAUCCAUACAAGGAUCUGAUUUUACCAAAUCAAAAUCACUUCAAGAUUCUUUGGAAUAUUUCAUUAUGCCUGGGCCUAGUUCCUUAAGAGAAUCAGUAGGAGUACCUCUUCCUUUUCAAGAGAAUGAUAGUGUCCUAUCUGAAACUCCAAGUCAACAAGGAGAAUACAAGCAAGUUCCACCUUCUUUUUACUUAAAGUCUACAAGUAAAGCUAUACAAUUUCCUUCAAGUACAAGGGUUUUGUUUCUUGACAGCUCACAGAGAGAAUCUAUAGAAGGACCAAUUGUCUCUGACUCAAAAUCAUUACAAGAAUCUUUGGAAUAUUCCAUUAGUUCUGGGUCAAUUUCAUCAAGAGAAUCAUUAGAAUUACCUUUUCCAUUUGUAGAGAAUGAAAAUUUCCUAUCUGCAACUCCAAGUCCACCAAGAAAAUCCAAACAGGAAUUGCUUCCUCCUAGUUUUAAGUCAACAAGUAAAGCUAUACAAUUUCCAUCUUUCUUGGAUUUAACACUCUUGGUUCCUGAAAGCCCACAGAGAGAACCCACACAAGAGUCUGAUUUUACCAAAUCAAAAUCAAUGCAAGAUUCUUUGGAAUAUUUCAUUAUGCCUGGGCCUAAUUCCUUAAGAGAAUCAGUAAGAGUACCUCUUCCUUUUCCAGAGAAAGACAGUGUCCUAUCUGCAAUCCCAAGUAGAGCAGAAGAACACAAGCAGGCAGAGCCGCCUUCUACCUUAAUGUCAACAAGUAAAUCUGUACAAUUUCCUUCUUACUCGGGUACAAAGAUUUUGUACCUUGGAAGCUCAAUGAGAGAUUCCGUACAAGGACCAGAUUUUGCUGACUCAAAAUCUUUGCAAGAAUCUUUGGAAUAUGCCAUUAUCUCUGGGUCGAGUUCAUCAGUAGAAUCAUUAGCAGGACCUCUUCCUUUUGCAGAGGAUGCAAGUGUCACAUCUGCAACCCCGAGUGCACCAAGAGAAUUCAAACAAGCAAUGGUGCCUCCUAGCCUUACAUCAACAAGUAAAACUAGACAAUUUCCUUCUUAUUCAGACACAUAUCCUGAAAACUCACAGAGAAAAUUCAUACAAGGGCCAAAUUUCACAGACUCAAAAUCAUUGCAGGAAUCUUUGGAAUAUUCCACUUGGUUGGCGCCAAAUUCAUUAGAAGAAUCAUUAGCAGUGCCUUUUCCUUUUGCAGAGGAUGGAAGUGUCCUAUCUGCAACCCAAAGUCAACCAGGAAAAUACAAGCAGGCAGAGACUCCUACUUUAAUGUCAACAAGUAAAUCUAUACAAUUUCCUUCCUACUCGGACAUAAGGGUUUUGUCUCUUGAAAGCUCAAGGAGAGAAUCCAUAGAAGGACCAUCCUUCUCUGACACAAAUUCUUUACAAGAAUUUUUGGAAUAUCCCAUUAGCUCUGGGCCAAGUUCAUCAAGAGAAUCAUUAGCAGGACUUCUUCCAUUUGCAGAGAAUGAAAGUAUACUAUCUGCAACCCCAAGUACACAAAGAGAAUCCAAGCAAGCACUGCUACCUCUUAGCUUUAUGUCAACAAGUAAGACUAGACAAUUUUCUUUUUACUCAGACUCAGGGGGUUUGUCUCUUGAAAGCUCACAGAGGGAAGCCAUACAAGCCCCAGCCUUGUCUGACAUAAAAUCAUUGCAAGAAUCUUUGGAAUAUUUCAUUAGCUCCAAGGCAAGUUCUUCAAAAGAAACAUUAGGAGCACUUCCUCCUUUAGCAGACAAUGAAAGAGAGCUCUCUACAACAACAAGUCCACCAAGAGAAUCCGAACAGGCAUUGUCACCACCUAGCUUUAUGUCAAGUAAAGGUAUACAAUUCCCUUCUUACACUGGGACAAGUGUUUUGUCUCUUGAAGGUUCACAGAGAGAAUCCAUAGAAGGACCAGAUUUCUCUGACUCAAAAUCAAUGCAAGAAUCUUUGGAAUAUUCCAUUAGCUCUGGGCCAAGUUCAUCAAGAGAAUCAUUAGGACUACCUCUUCCAUUUGCAGAGCAAGAAAGUGCCCCAUCUGCCAUCCCAAGUGUACCAAGAGAAUCCAAACAAGCAUUGCACCCUCCUAGUUUUAAGUCAACAAGUAAAGCUAUACAAUUUUUAUCUUACUUGAUGCUUCAAACUUCUCAGAAAGAAUCCAUACAGGAAUCCGAUUUCACUGAUUCAAAAUCAUAUGAAAAGUCUUUGGAAUAUGCCAUUAGGUUUCAGACAAGUUCUUUAAGAGAAUCAUUAGAAGUACCUCUUCCUUUUCCAGAGAAAGACGAUAUGCUAUCUGCAACUCCAAGUACACCAGGAGAAUACAAGGAGACAUGGUCUUCUUCUAACUUAAUUUCAACAAGUAAAACUGUACAAUUUCCUUCUUACUCAGAUACAAUGAUUUUAUCUGUUGAAAGCUCACCAAGAGAAUCCAUACAAGAACAAGCUUUUUCUGACUCAAAAUCACUGCAAGAAUCUUUGGAAUAUGCUAUUAGCUCUGAACAAAGUUCAUCAGCAGAAUCAUUAGCAGGAUCUCUUCCUUUUGCAGAGGAUGAAAAUGUCAUAUCCACAAUCCCAAGUUCACCAAGAGAAUCCAAAGAACAAUUGCUGCCUUCUAGUUUUAUGUCAACAAAUAAGACUAGACAAUUUCCUCUUUAUUCAGGCUCAGGGGUUUUGUCUCUUGAAAACCCACAGAAAGAAUCUACACAAGAGCCAGCCUUUUCUGACUCAAAAUCAUUGCAAGAAUCUUUGAAAUAUUUCAUUACCUCUGAGCCAAGUUCAUUAAGAGAAUCAUUGGGACUGCCUAUCCCAUUUUCAGAGAAUGACGGUGUCCUAUCUUCAGCUCCAAGUCUUCCAAGAGAACUCAAACAGGCACUGGCUUCUAUUAGUGUUAAGUCAACAAGUAAAGUUUCCAAAGAAGCAUUGACACUUCCUAGUUUUAUGUCAACAAGUAAGGCUAUACAAUUUCCUUCUUUCUCAGGCACAAAAAUUUUGUCUCUUGAAAGCACACAGAGAGAAUCAAUACAAGGCCCAGAUUUCUCUGAUUCAAACUCAUUGCAAAAAUCUUUGGAAUAUUCCAUUGGCUCUCAGCCAAGGGCCUCCAGGGAAUCACUGGUAGUACCUCUUCCCUUUACAGAGAAUGAAAUUCUUCUAUCUGCCACUGCAGUUCCACAACAAGAAUCCAAAGAGGCAUUGUCUCCUCCUAGUUUUAAGUCAACAAGUAAUACUAGACAAUUUUCAUCUUACUCAGGCACAGCAGUUUUGUCUCUUGAAAGCACACAAAGAGAAAUCAUACAUGGACAAGAUAUCUCUGAAUCAAAAUCAUUGCAAAAAUCUUUAGAAUAUGCCAUUAGGUCUGAACCAAGUUCAUCAAAGGAGUCAUUAGCAGUACCUCUUACUUUUGCAGAGAAUGAAAUUCUUUCUGCACCUGCAAUGCCACAAAGAAAAUCCAAAGAGCCAUUGUUGUCGCCUAGUUUUAAAUCAACAAAUAAGACUAGACAAUUUCCUUCUUCCUCGGGGGUUUUGUCUCUUAAAAGCUCACAGAGAGAAUCCACACAAGGGCCAGCCCUCUCUGACUUAAAAUCAUUGCAAGAAUCUUUGGAAUAUGCCAUUACCUCUGGGUCACGUUCACCAGGAGAAUCAUUAGAAGCUCCUCUUCCUUUUGCAGGGAAUGAAAAUGUUCUAUUUGCAACCUCAACUACACAAAGAGUAUCCACAUUGACAGAGAGUCCUUCUGGCUUUAUAUUCAGAAGUAAAGCUAUACAAUUUCCUUCUUACUCGGGCACAGUGGUUUUGUCUCCUGAAAGCUCACGCAGAGAAUCCAUACAAGGACCAGACUUCACUGACUCAAAAUCAUUGCAAGAAUCUUUGAAAUAUUACUUUAGAUCUUGGCCAUCUUCAUCAGAAGAAUCAUUGGCUGGACCUCUUCCAUUUGCAGAAAAUGAAAGUGUCCUACCUGACAUUCAAAAUUCACCAAGGAUUUCCAAAGAAGCAUUGAUGCUCCCUAAUUUUAUGUCAACAAGUAAGGCUAUACAAUUUCCUUCUUACUCAAGCUCAACAGUUUUAUCUCUUGAAAGCUCAAGGAGAGAAUCAAUACAAGGACUAGAUUUUUCUGACUCAAAGUCAUUGCAAGAAUCUUUGGAAUCUUUGGAACCAAGUUCAUCAAGGGAAUCAUUACCAAUACCUCUCCGUUUUACAGAGAAUGAAAUUUUCCUAUCUGUACCUCUAACUCCACAAGAAUCCGAAGAGCCAUUGUCUUCUCCUAGUUUUGAGUCAACAGGUAAGACCAGACAAUUUCCUUCUCACUCAAGCUCAGAGGUUUUGUCUCUGGAAAGCUCACAGAAAGAAUACAUACAAGAGCCAGAUUUCACUGAUUUAAAAUCAUUGCAAGAAUCUGUGGAAUAUGUCAUUAGUUCUGUACCAAGUACAUCAGGAGAAUCAUUAGGAGGACCUCUUUCAUUUGCAGAGAAUAAAAAUAUAUCUGACACCCAAAGUCCAACAAGAGUUUCCAAAGAAGCAUUGACACUUCCUAGCUUUAUGUCAACAAGUAAGGCUAUACAAUUUCCUUCUUUCUCAAACACAACAGUUUUAUCUCUUGAAAGCUCAAGGAGAGAAUCAAUACAAGAAUUACAUUUCUCUGACUCAAAGUCAUUGCAAGAAUCUUUGGAACAUGCAUUUAGCUCUAAACCAAGUUCAUCAAGGGAAUCAUUACCAAUACCUCUUCCUUUUACAGAGAAUGAAAUUCUCCUAUCUGCAACUCCAACUCCACAACAAGAAUCUGAAGAGCCAUUGUCUCCUUCUAGUUUUAAGUCAACAAGACAGACCAGACAAUUUCCUUCUCACUCCAGCUCAAGGGUUUUGUCUCUUGAAAGCUCACAGAAAGAAUACAUACAAGAGCCAGAUUUCAAUGAUUUAAAAUCAUUGCAAGAAUCUUUGAAAUAUACCAUUAGCUCUGUACCAAGUACAUCAGGAGAAUCAUUAGGAGGACCUCUUUCAUUUGCAGAAAAUAAAAGUAUAUCUGAAUCCCAAAGUCCAACAAGAGCUUCCAAAGGAGCAUUGACACUUCCUAGUUUUAUGUCAACAAAUAAGGCUAUACAAUUUCCUUCUUUCUCAGGCACUAUGGUUUUAUCUCUUGAAAGCUCACGGAGAGAAUCAAUACAAGGCCCAGAUUUCUCUGACUCAAAGUCAUUGCAAGAAUCUUUGGAAUAUGCCAUUAGCUCUGGACCAAGUUCAUCAAGGGAAUCAUUAGCAGUAACUCUUCCUUUUGCAGAGAAUGAAAUUCUUUUUGCAACUGCAAUGCCACAAAGAGAAUCCAAAGAGCCAUUGUCUCCUCCUAGUUUUAAGUCAACAAUUAAGACUAGACAAUUUCUUUCUUACUCGGGCUCAAGGAUUUUGGCUCUUGAAAGCUCCCAGAGAGAAUCCACACAAGGGCCAGCCCUCUCUGACUUAAAAUCAUUGCAAGAAUCUUUGGAAUAUGCCAUUACCCCUGGGUUACAUUCAUCAGGAGAAGCAUUAGAAGUUCCUUUUCCUUUUGCAGGGAAUGAAAGUGUUCUAUUUACAACCCCAACUCCACAAAGAGAAUCCAAAUUGACAGAGAGUCCUUCUGGCUUUAUGUUCAGAAGUAAAGCUAUACAAUUUCCUUCUUACUCAGGCACAAUGGUUUUGUCUCCUGAAAGCUCACGUAAAGAAUCCAUACAAGGACCAGAUUUCACUGACUCAAAAUCAUUGCAAGAAUCUUUGAAAUAUUACUUUAGAUCUAGGCCAUCUUCAUCAGAAGAAUCAUUAGCUGGACCUCUUCCAUUUGCAGAAAAUGAAAGUGUCCUACCUGACAUUCAAAGUCCACCAAGGGUUUCCAAAGAAGCAUUGAUGCCUCCUAAUUUUAUGUCAACAAGUAAAGCUACACAAUUUCCUUCUUAUUCAAGCACAACAGUUUUGUCUCUUGAAAGUUCACGAAGAGAAUCAAUACAAGGGCCAGAUUUCUCGGACUCAAAGUCAUUGCAAGAAUCUUUGGAAUAUGCCAUUAGCUCUGGACCAAGGGCCUCAAGAGAAUCAUUAACAAUCAUAUCAGCCACUCUUAGUCCACCCAGUGGAUCCAAAUCAGCAUUAGCUCCUUCUAACUUUAUGUCAACAAGUAAAGCUACACAAUUUCCUUCUCACUUGGACACAAGUGUUUUGUCUGUUACAUACUCAUUGGGAGAAUCCAUACAAGGGCCAGAUCUCUCUGAAUCAAAAUCAUUAGAAGAACCCAAAAUCAUUUCCAUAGUAUCUGGGCCAAGUUCAAUAAAAGAAUCUUUAGAAAUACUACCUAUUCUUUCCAUUUCAACUUCCUCAAAAGAAGUUGUUGAAGGUCUUCCAUCAUCUGGCUUUCAUUCUCCAGAAGAAUUUGCAGGGAAUGAGAAUGAUCAGUUUGUAACCUUAAGUUCACCAAGAGAAUCUGAACAAGCUUCCCCUUCUAGAUUUAUGUCAUCAAGUAAGGAUAUACAAUUACAUUCUUCCUCAGACAUAAGGGUUAUAUCUGUAGAAAGUUCACAAAGAGAAUCAAUAGAAGCUCUGGAUAUCUCUAAAUCAAAAUCAUUGCAGCAAUCAUUGGACUCUUCUAUUACUUCUGGACCAAGUUCAACAAAAAAGUCCUCAGAAGUUCCUCCUUUUUCUACUUCAACUUCUCUAAAAGAUGCUACUGGUCUUAAAUCACCUGGCUUGCAUUCUAUAGAUGAGUAUGUAGAGGAGAGUGGCCAUUCUGCCAUCCAAAGUUCAAAAAUAGAAUCCAAACAAGCUUUCUCACCUACAAGAAAAAUGUCACUGAACAAGGAUAUACAGUAUUUUUCUUUCACAAUCACACAAGUUUCUUCUAUAGAGAAUUUGCAGCAAAAGUCCAAACAAGGUCAAGAUGUGCCUGACUCAAAAUUACUGGAAGAACCUUUGGACAUUAUCCAUAUCUCUGUGCCACAUUCAACAAAAGAAUCCUUAGAAAAUUCUUUUUUUCCCAAUUCACCUUCAGCCUCAGAAAAUCUCCUACCAUCUAUCUUUAAGUCUUCAAAUGAAAUUACAAGGGGAAAAAGUGUCCAAUCUGAAACCAUAUCUUCACCAAAAGAAUCCAAAGCAUUUUCCUUUCGAUCCAGCUUUAAAUCACUGACUAAAGCUGUACCCUUUCCUUCUUUCUCCACCCAGAAAAGUUCAAUGCCUGACACCUCAAAGAAAGAGUGCCUCCAUGGUCAUUUGUGUGAUUCACAAUCAGUGUGGGAAUCUUUGGACUUUUCUAGUAUUUCUGGAUCAGAUUCAACAAAAGAACCAUGGGGAGCUCCUCGUCAUUCAAGCUCAUAUUCUCCAAAAACCGUGGGAACUCUUCCCUCACCUAGCCUGAAGUCUUCAACAGAAAUUACAAAGAAACCGAGUGUCCAGUCUGACACUUCACCAAAAGAAUCCAAAACAUUUUCUUUUCGUUCCAGCCUUAAAUCACUGACUAAAGGUAUGCCAUUUUCUUCUUUCUCUACCCAGAAAGAUUCAAUACCUGAAAGUUCAAGGAAAGAGUGCCUCCCUGGUCAUGUGUGUGACUCAUCAGUGUGGGGAUCUUUGGACUUUUCUGCCAUUUCUGGACCAAGUUCACAGAGAGAAUCUACAAAAGCUCCUCCUCGUUCCCCUUCAACUACUUUGAAAACAGUUAUGGAAGACCUUCCAUCAUCUCACCUGAGAUCUUCAAUAGAAAUUACCCAAAAAAAGAGUGUCCAGUCUAACAUUUUAACUUCACCAAAAGAAUCCAAAGAACUUUCCCCUCUUUCUAGCUUCAUAUCACCAAGUAAAACUGCAAAACUUACUUCUUUCUUGGACAAAAUAUUUUUGUCUAUGGAAAGUUCACCAAGCGAAUCCACACAAGGCCUAAAUGUGUCUGAUUCAAAACCAUUGCAAAAACCUUUGGAUUCUUCCAUUACCUCUGAGCCAACAUCAAGAGAAUUAUUGGAAGUUCCUCUUCUUUCAGGUACAAUUUCUUCGCAAGGAUCUGUGGAAAAUGUUCCACUAUCAAAUCUUAGAUCUCCACUAGAGAAAAAACAAGUGGCACAUGACACCCCAAGUUUUCAGAGAGAACCAAAACAAACAUUAAUUCCUUCCCAACCCAUGUUAUUGAAUAAUACUAAACAAUAUCCUUCCUCAGUCAUAGGGGUUUCGUCUGUGGAAAGCUCACAGAAAGAAUCCAUACAAGGUCCUGAUUUUUCUAAGUCAAAAUCAUUACAGGAAUCAAUGGACUUUUCCACUAUCACAGGGUCAAAUAUAACAAGAGAAUCCUUAAAAGUUUCUCCAAUUUCCACUUCAACAUCUUCAAAACAUGUUGAAGAAAAUCUUCCAUCAACUACACUGAGUUCUUCAAAAGAUGUUAAAGAUCUAUCAUCUACAUUGAGACCUCCAAUAGAAAUUAUAGAGGAAAAAAGUGUCCAGUCUGACAUCCCAAUUUCACCAAAAGAAUCCAAACAAGGUUCCCUUCCUUCUAACCUUACUUUACCGGAUAAAUCUAUACAACAACUAGCUUUUUUAGGCACACAGGAUUUGUCUGGGGAAAGCUCAUGGAGAGAAUCCACAGAGGGUCCAGAUGUGGCUGACUCUGAGUCAUUGCAAGAAUCUUUACACAUUUCUAUUAUCUCUGAGUCAAGUUCAGCAAGCCAAUACCUAGAAGUUAUUCCUCUUUCCUCCCCACCUUCUGUUCAAAGAACUAAAGAAGGCUUUCCAUCAUCUAUCUUGAGAUCACCAGAAAAAAUCACAGAAGAAUUUGCAGAGGAGGAGAAGAUCCAGUUAGCUAUCCCAAGUACACAGACAGCAUCCGAACAGGCUCCAUCUAGAAAAAUGUCACUAAGCAAAGCUACACAAUAUCCUUCUUUCACAAGUUUACAUUCUGUAGAAAGCUCAUGGGAAGAGUCCAUACAGGAUCCAGAUGUUUCUGCAUCAAAAUCACUGCAGGAAUCCUUGGACUUUUCUGUUAUCUGUAGUCCACGUUCAACACAAGAAUCCUUGGAACUGCUGCCUCUUUCCCCUGCAGCUUCUUCACAAGGCGCUGCAAAAGGUCUUCAGUCUUUAGCCAUGGGAUCUCCAGAAGAAAUCACCGGUAGAGAGAGUGUCCAAAGUGACACCCCACCAAGACAAGACAAACAAGCUCCCCCUCCUCAUAGCUAUACUUCACAAAGUGAAGGAGUACCAUUUCCUUUUUUUUCAAGCCAAAAAGUCUUACCUCUAGAAAGCUUCCAGACAGCAUCUAUACAACCCACAGAUAACUAUGAAUCAAAAUUAACAGGAGAAUCUAUGGGCAGUACCAUUUUGGGCAAGGAAGGUUCAACAGGAGAAUUUUUACAAGUCCCUCUUCUUUCCAUUUCACCUUCUACAAAAGAACCUGAGGAAGGUGAUCAGUUAUGGUCUGCAGAAGAAGAUGUAGAGCCCGAAAAUGUUCAGUCUGUCAUCCAAAGUUCACUGGCAACAUCCAAACAAGCUUCCCCUCCUUCCAGAAAAAUGUCACUAAGCAAAGCUACACAAUAUCCUUCUUUCUCAGACACAAGUAUACAUUCUGUGGAAAGCUCAUGGGAAGAAUCCAUACAAGGUCCAGAUGUCUCUGCAGCAAAAUCACUGCAGGAAUCCUUGGAUUUUUCUGUUAUCUGUAGUCCAUGUUCAACACAAGAAUCCUUGGCACUGCUGCCUCUUUCCCCUGCAACUUCUUCACAAGGAGCUGCAAAAGGUCUUCAGUCCUCAGCCAUGGGAUCUCCAGAAAAAAUCACAGGUGGAGAGAGUGUCCAGAGUGAUACCCCAACUUCACCAAGACAAGACAAACAAGCUCCCCCUCCUCACAGCUAUACUUCACAAAGUGAAGGCAUACCAUUUCCUUCUUUUUCAAGCCAAAAAGUCUUAUCUCUAGAAAGCUUCCAGACAGCAUCUAUACAACCCACAGAUAACUAUGAAUCAAAAUUAACAGGAGACUCUAUGGGCAGUACCAUUUUGGGCAAGGAAGGUUCAACAGGAGAAUUCUUACAAGUCCCUCUUCCUUCCAUUUCACCUUCUACAAAAGAACCUGAGGAAGGUGAGCAGUUAAGGUCUGCAGAAGAAGAUGUAGAGCCCGAAAAUGUUCAGUCUGUCAUCCAAAGUUCACUGGCAACAUCCAAAAAAGCUUCCCCUCCUUCCAGAAAAAUGUCACUAAGCAAAGCUACACAAUAUCCUUCUUUCUCAGACACAAGUAUACAUUCUGUGGAAAGCUCAUGGGAAGAAUCCAUACAAGGUCCAGAUGUCUCUGCAGCAAAAUCACUGCAGGAAUCCUUGGAUUUUUCUGUUAUCUGUAGUCCAUGUUCAACACAAGAAUCCUUGGCACUGCUGCCUCUUUCCCCUGCAACUUCUUCACAAGGAGCUGCAAAAGGUCUUCAGUCCUCAGCCAUGGGAUCUCCAGAAGAAAUCACAGGUAGAGAGAGUAUCCAGAGUGACACCCCAACUUCACCAAGACAAGACAAACAAGCUCCCUCUCCUCAUAGCUAUCCUUUACAAAGUGAAGGCGUACCAUUUCCUUCUUUUUCAAGCCAAAAAGUCUUAUCUCUAGAAAGCUUCCAGACAGCAUCUAUACAACCCACAGAUAACUAUGAAUCAAAAUUAACAGGAGAAUCUAUGGGCAGUACCAUUUUGGGCAAGGAAGGUUCAACAGGAGAAUUUUUACAAGUCCCUCUUCUUUCCAUUUCACCUUCUACAAAAGAACCUGAGGAAGGUGAUCAGUUAAGGUCUGCAGAAGAAGAUGUAGAGCCCGAAAAUGUUCAGUCUGUCAUCCAAAGUUCACCGGCAACAUCCAAACAAGCUUCCCCUCCUUCCAGAAAAAUGUCACUAAGCAAAGCUACACAAUAUCCUUCUUUCUCAGAUACAAGUAUACAUUCUGUGGAAAGCUCAUGGGAAGAAUCCAUACAAGGUCCAGAUGUCUCUGCAGCAAAAUCACUGCAGGAAUCCUUGGACUUUUCUGUUAUUUGUAGUCCACGUUCAACACAAGAAUCCUUGGCACUGCUGCCUCUUUCCCCUGCAACUUCUUCACAAGGAGCUGCAAAAGGUCUUCAGUCCACAGCCAUGGAAUCUCCAGAAGAAAUCACAGGUGGAGAGAUUGACACCCCAGGUUCACUAAGACAAUCCAAACCAGUUCCCCCCCCUCAUAGCUAUACUUCACAAAGUGAAGGCGUACCAUUUCCUUCUUUUUCAAACCAAAAACCCUUGUCUCGGGAAAGCUACCAGAAAGGAUCUUUACAAGGACCACAUUUCUCUGUAUCAAAAUCCUUGAUAGAAUCUUUGGACUUUUCUAUUACCUCUAGGCCAAGCCCAACAAAGGAAUUCUUUGAAUUUCCUCUUCUUUCCCCUUCGAUUUCUUCAAAAGAGAUUGCUGAAGGUCUUCCAUCACUUGGAUUAAAGUGUCCAGAAGAAAUUAGACAAACUGAUAGUAUCCAGUCCUCUCCCCCAAGUUCAACAAUGGACUCCAGUCAAGCUUCCCUUCCUUCUAGCUUUCUGUCACUGAGUAAAGCUGUACAAUUUCCUUCUUUCUCAAACCACAUGAUAUUGUCUAUCACGAGCUCAAGGAGAGAGUCUAUACAUGGUCCCGAUUUUUCUGAAUCAUUUUCAUUGCAAGAGUCCUUGGAUUUAUCCAUUGUUUGUGAUUCUAUCUCAAGAGAAUCCUUAGAAGUUCCACUGCCUUCAAUUUUCUCAAAAGAAACCACAGAAAGCCCUCCAUCAUCUAGCUUAAGGUCUCCAGCAGGAUUGGCAGAAAGUGAAAGUUUCCUGUCUGCCACAUCUAAUUUGUCAAUAGAAUCCAAACAAGCUUACAUUCCUGGUAGCCUUAUUUCACUAAAUAAAGCUGUACAAUUUCCUUCUUUAUCAAACUCACGUAUUUCAUCUCUGACAAUGACAAACUCAUGGACAGAGUCAAUAGAAGCUCUGAAUUUCUCUGAAUCAAAUUUACUGCAAGAACCCUUGGAAUACUCUGUUAUCUCUGGGCCAAGUUCCACCACAGAAUCCUUAGAAGUGCCUCUUCUUUCCUCUUCAUUUUCUUCAAAAGGAGCUACAGAAGGUCUUCAGUCAUCUGGCUUCAGUUCUUCUGCACAAAUACUAGAGAAGGACAGUGUCCAAUAUGGUAUCCUAAACUCAUCAAGAGAAUCCAAACAAAUUUCUUCUCCUUCAAGACUUAAGUCAUUAAAUAAAGCUACACAAUUUCCUUCUUUUUCAAGUCCAACAAUUUUGUCUAUUGAAAGUUCACAAAGAGAGUCUAUAUAUGGUCCUGAUUUUUCUGAAUCAACUUCAUUGAGAGAAACUUUGGAAUUUUCCAUUUUUUCUAUGCCAAGUUCAAUACAAGAACAUUUAGAUGUCCCUCUCUUUCCCACUUCAAAUUCUUCAAAAGGAUCUCAAGAAGGUUAUUCGUUAUCUUGUUUAAGAACAGUAGAAUUGGGAAAGAAUGAAUCUAACCAGUCUACCAUCCCAUGUUCACCAACUGAAUCUAAAAAAACUUUCUCUACUCUUAGUGUUUUGUCGCUGAAUAAGGCUGUACAGUUUCCUUCAUUCUCAAACCUACAAGUCUUAUCUGUGGCAAGUUCAUGGAAAAAAUCGAUACAAGGUCGAGAUUCCAUUAGAAAAAAAUUAUUACAAGAAUCUUUGGAUUUACCUAUUAUUCCUGGGCCAAGUUUAAUAGAAGAAUCCUUAGAAAUUCCUUUUCUCUCCCCUUCAACUUCAUCAAAACUAUAUGAAGAAAAUGAGGCUCAUAAAGAAAAGCCUCCAUCAUUUGACUUAAGAUGUCCAGGGGAAUUAUUAAAGAAUGUUAUGGUGCAUUCCUCUACUCCAGGUUCACAAAAAGAAACUAGACGACCACCUCCAUCCAGCCUGACAUCACUGAAUAAAGCUAUACAAUUCCCUUCUUUAUCAAGCAUGAAGGUUUUGUCUGUGGCAAGGACACAAAGAGAAUCUUCUUUAACUUCAUCAAAACCAUCUAAAGAAAAGUCUCCAUCAUCUGACUUAAGAUGUCCAGGGAAAUUAUUGAAGAAUGAUAUGGUGCAUUCUUCUACUCCAGAUUCACAGAAAGAAACCAGACUACCUUUUCCAUCCAACUUGACAUCACUGAAUAAAGCUAUACAAUUCCCUUCUUUAUCAAGCAUAAAUGUUUUGUCUUUGGCAAGGACACAAAUGAAGUCUUAUAAAAGCUUAAAUUUCUCUAGAAAAACUUCACUGCAAGAAUCUUUGGACUUCUCCAUUACUUCUGGGUCAAAUUCCAUGAAGGAAUCAGUGGAAAUGCCCCUUCUUUCACUAUCAACUUCUUCAAAAGGAUCUGAAGAAAGUUUUCGAUCAUCUGGUGGCUUAUGGUUUCCAGUAGAACUGGCAGAGAAUGAGAAUGGUCAGUCUACCACUUCCAGUUCACCUAGAGAGUCCAAAAAGGAUUUGCCUACCUCUCUUUUAUCACUCAACAAAUCCUUGCAAUUUCCUUCUUUUUCAAUUACUAGGGUUUUAUCACAGACAAGCUCACACAAAGAGUCCAUACAAGGUCUGGAUUUCUCUGAAUCAAAUUCAUUACAAGGAUCUUUUGGCUUUUCUGUUAUCUCUGGGCAAAAAUCUACAACUCAAUCCUUAGAAAUCCUUCCUCUUUUCACUUCAAUUUCUUCAAAAGGAACUACUAAAAAUCUUCCAUCAUCUAGUUUAAAGUCUCCAGUAAAAUUGGCAGAAAAUGAGAGUGCUCAGUCUGUCAUUCCAAGUUCAUCAAGGGAAUCCAAAAGAGCUUCCUCUCCUAGUCUAAUAUCACGAAGAAAAGCUAUACAAUUUCCUUCUUUAGCUGGCUCAAGUCUUUUGUCUGUGGCAAGUUCACGUAGAGAGUCAAGUCAAGGUCAAGAUUUCCCUGUCCCAAACUCAAUGCAAGAAUCCUUUGAUUUUUCCAUUAUCUCUAGGCAAACUUUAACAAAAGAAUCCUUAGAAGUUCCUCUUCUUUCUAUAUUAACUUCUUCCAAAGGAACCAUGGAAAGUUUUCAGUCAUCUGGCUUACGUUCUCUAGUAGAAUUUGUAGAAAAUGACAGUACUCAGCCAGCCAGUUCCACUUCAUCAAAAGAAUCAGCAGCACGACCUUCACCUGCUGUUAGUCCUAGAUUAUUAAGUAAAACUUUUACAUAUUCCUACAACUAUGGACCAAGCAUAUCCCAACAUUCCAUGGAAGUUCCUGAUUUUUCUGUACCAACUUCACAUAAAGAAUCACUACAGACUCCUACUUUCUCUGGCCCAAAUUCAAUAAAGGAAUCCUUUCAAUUUCCUACUGUUUCUGAAUCAAGAUCAAGAAGAGAAUCCUUAGUAGUUCCUUCUCUCUAUACCUCUGGUUCUUCAAAAAUAUCUACACAUGUUCCUAAUUCUUCUGGCCUAACGUCAGCAACAGAAUAUGUAGAGAGCGAAUAUGCUCAUUCUGCCAGUCCAAGCUCACCAAGAGAAUCUGAACAACCUUCUCCAAUUGCCAGCCCCAGAUUACUGAAAAAGUCCAUGCCAUCUCUUUUCUCAGAACUAGGUAUUCUAAAACAAUCAGUAGAUGGUCCCUCUUCUUCUGUGUCAAGCCCACAGAGAGAAUCCAUACAAGGCCCAGAUUUUUCUGGAACAAAUUCAUUGAGAGAAUCUUUGAACUUUUCUAUUCUCUCACAGCCAAGUGUGAUAAAAAAAUCCCUAAAAGUUCCUUUUCUUUCUACUUCAACUUCUUCUACAGUACCUGGUCUUCUAUCAUCUGACUUACAUUCUCCACUAGGAUUGGCAGAGAAUGAACACACUCAUUCUGCUAGUCCAUUUUCAGCCAGAUAUUCCAAACUAGGCUCUCCUCCAUCCAGCCUUAUGUCACUGAAAGAAGCUAUACAAAUACCUUCAUUCUCAGGCCAAAGGAUUUUGUCUGUGCCAACUUCAAGGAGAGAGUCCAUACAAGGUCUGGAUUUCUCUGACCCAAAUUCAUUGCUAGAAACUUUUGUCUUUCCUAUUAACUCCAGGUCAAGUUCGCCAACAGAAUCUUUACAAGUUUCUUUUCUUUCCACAUUACCUUCUAAAGGGACUAUGGAAGAUUUUCAAUCAUCUGAUUUACAGUCUCCAGCAGAAUUUGUAGAAAAUGAUGGUACUCGGUCAGCCAGCCCCACUUCACCAAAAGAAUCAACAGCACAACCUUCACCUACUGCUAGUCCUAGAUUACUAAGUAAGACUUUUAUAUAUCCAUAUUGUUAUGGAGCAAGCAUAUCCCAAAAUUCCAUGGAAGUUCCUGAUUUUUCUGUGCCAACUUCACAUAAAGAAUCACUACAGACUUCUUUCUCUGGCCCAAAUUCAAUAAGGGAAUCCUUUCAAUUUCCUAUUAUCUCUGAGUCAAGAUCAACAAAAGAAUCCUUAGUAGUUCCUUCUCUCUAUACCUCCAGUUCUUCAAGAAUAUCUACACAUGUUUCUUUUACUUCUGGCCCAAAGUCACCCACAGAAUAUAUAGAGAAUGAAUAUGCUCAUUCUGCCAGUCCAAGCUCACCAAGGGAAUCUGCACAACCCUCUCCUAUUGCCAGUACUAGAUUAUUUAAAAAGUCCACGCAAUCUCUUUUCUCAGAACUAGAUGCUCUAAAACAAUCAUCAGAUGAUCCCUCUUCUGUGUCACGAAGGGAAUCAAUACAAAGUCAUGCUUUUUCUUUCACAAGUUCUCUGAAAGAAUCCUUUGAAUUUCCCAUUAUCUCCAGGCUAAGUUCAACUAGCGAUUCUUUAGAAGUUCCACCCCUUUCCACUCCAAGUCUAUUGAAAGGGACUACAGACUUUCCUCCUUCCUUUGGUUUGAGGUCCUCAGCAGAAUAUUCAGAAAGUGAGAUUAUCCAGGCUUCUAGCCCAAAUUCACCAAGAGAUUCUGGACAAUCAUCUCCUGCCACCAGCCCUAGAUUAUUGAAAACAUCUGUAGCAUUUCCUGUUCUCCCAGAAUCAAUUGUAUCAAAACAAUCCAUAGAAGGUGGUUCUUCUUUUAUUUCAAGUUCAUACACCAAAGCCUUUGAAUUUCCUAUUUUUUCUGGAUCAAGUUCAAGAGAAUCUGUAAAUAUCCCUCCUCUUUUCAUUUCAAAUUUAUCCAAAGGAGCAACAGAAGUUGUUCCUUCCUCUGGCAUAAGUACAUCAAUAGAAUUCAAAGAAAGUGAAAUUGCCUGUUAUACCAGCCCAUGUUCACCAAAAGAAUCUGUACAACCUCCUGCUGCCAACCUUGGAUUACCAAGUAAAUCAUCAGUUCCUUUCUUAGAAUCAGGUAUAUUGAAACAAUCCAUGGAAGGUCUUCCUUCUUCUCUGGCAAGUUCUUGGAGGGAAUCCAUACAAGGCCCUACUUCAUCUUCCCCAAAUUCACUGAAAGAAUCCAUAGAUGUUUUCCCUGCUUCCACUUUGAAUUCAAGAGAAUUUACAGGAGUUCUUCCUUUCUCUGUUGUUAAGUCAUCAAUAGAAUUUGAAGAGACUGAGACAGUAUAUUCUUCAAGUUUCCCAAGAGAAUCUGCAGAAUUUUCUCCUACUAUCAGUCCUACAUUAUCAAAUAAAUCAUUACCACUUCCUCCUUUUUCAGGAACAGAUAUACCAAAACAAUCCAUGGAAGUAUCGUCUUCCAUCUCAGGUUCAAGAAGAGAAUCUAUACAAGGACCUGCUUUCUUUGUCCCAACCUCAUUGAGUGAAUCAUUUGAUUUUCUAAUUAUCUCUGGACCAAAUUCUGUAAGAGAAUCAUUGGAUAUACCCCUUCUUUCCACUUCAAUUUCCUGGAAAGACUCUGUAAACAGUCUGUCUUCUUCUGGUGUAAGGUCACCGAUAGAAUAUUCAGAGAGUGAGACUGCUCAUUCUCCAAAGUCCAGUACACCAAAAGAGUCUAUACAGGUUUCCCCCACCAUUAGCCCAAAUGUAGUGAGAAAAUCAAUUCAAUCUCCUUCAUUAUCAGGGCUAAAUUCACUAAGAGAAUCUUCACAAGUUUCUCUUAACUCUAAUCCCAGAUUAAGCAAACCCUUGCAUUUUUCUUCUUUCUCUGGAUCAAGUGUGUCAAAACAAUCUGCAGAAGUGCCUGCUUCUAUUUUGGGUUCAACAAGAGAAUCAAUACAAGCUUCUGCUUUCUCUAUCCCAAAUUCACUGAGAGAAUCCUUUGAAUUUUCCUAUUUUUCUGGACCAAAUUCAAUAAGAGAACCUUCAGGGGCUCAACCUCUUUCCACUUCAAGUUCACUGAGAAGAUCUACAAAUAUUAAUUCAUCAACUGUCUUGAAGCCUCCAAUAGAAUAUUCUGAGAGUGAAAAUACCCAUUCUACUAGCCCAAGUUUGCCAAAAGAAUUCAAACAAACUUUCCUUAACACUAGCCCCAUAUUAUUGAAUAAAACCUUUCAAAUUAAUUCUUUCCCAGAAUCAAAUUCAUCAAAACAAUCCACAAAAGUACCUCCUGCUUCCAUGCCAAGUUCACAGAGACAAUCAAUACAAGGUCCUGAUUUCUCCAUUCCAACUUUACAGCAAGAAUCCUUUGACUUUCCUGUUUCCUCUGGGCCAAGUUCAAUAAGAGAAUCCUUAGAAGUUUCUCCUCUUUCUACUUCAAGAUCUUCAAAAGACUCUAAACACAUUCUUUCUUCAUCAGGUUUAAGGUCGCCAGUAGAAUAUACAGAUAGUGAAAGUCUUCAUUCUGCCAGCUCAAGAUCACCAAAAGAAUCCAAAAAACCUUUUCCUCCCUCCAGUCCAAAUUUAAUUGGCAAAUACCCACAAGUUCUUCCUUUUUCAGAGUCAAAUGUGGCAAAAAAAUCCAUAGAAAUUUCUGAUUUCUCUGUUUCAAAUUCACAGAGGGAAUCCAUACAAGAUCCAGCUUUCUUUGACUCAAACUCUUUGAGAAAAUCCUUUGAUUUUCCCAUUUUCUCUGAGGCAACUUCAAUAAGACAGUUUUUAGAUGUUCCCCUUCUUUCAUCUAGCUUGAGAUCCCCAAUUGACUAUGUAGAGGGUGAAAGAGCCCAUUCUCCUAGCCCAGGAAGAGAAUAUAUACAACCUUCCCACCUUUCAAGCCAAAAUUUAGGGAGCAGAUCUAUGCAAUUUCCUUCCUCCUCAAGUCCAAAUGUAUCAAAACAAUCAAUGGAAGCUCAUGUUUCCCCGAUGUUAAGAUCACAAAAAGAAUCUAUACAAGAGACAACUUCAUCAGCCCCAAAUUCACUGAGAGAAUAUUCUGAAUUUUCCAUUUUCUCAGGGAUGGGUGCAAGAGAAUUUUUAGUAGUUCCUCCUCCCUACUCUAUAUCGAAUUCACCAAAAGAAUCUUUACCAGUUAUUCCAAUUUCUGACUUGACAUCAGUGAAAGAACCUGAAGAUGACAACAUUUCUGCUGCAGUCAGCCAGCAUUCAGUGAGUGAUUUCAUGGGGAAACUAGCAUUUGUGGGCUCAAGUUUCAGGACAGAAUUCAUGCAAGUUCAUCCUCCCUUGAUUCCUAGUCAUCCACAAGAAUUCUCUGAAGGUCUUCAUCUUCCCAGUAUAGGUUCAAAGAGAGAAUUCAUUCAAGUUCUUCCUACUUUUAGCCAAAGUUCACAAAAAGAGUACAUGGAUCACUUUCAAUCUAGCAGCUUCCAGAGAGAAUCCAUUCAAAUGUCUUAUUCUUUGAGGCCAAGUUCUCCAAAAGAGUCAAUAGAGAUCUCUCCCACCACUGUCAGCUCCCAAAGAGAAAUUAUUCAAGUUUCUGAUAUGUCCAUCCCAAGUUCACAGAGAGAAUUCAUAAAUCUCCCUUCCUUCAGCAUCAAUUCCCAGAGAGAACUGAUUCAAGUCCUUGUUUCUAGGACCCCAAGUUUGCUGAGAGGUUCUCUAGCUCUAUCUAGCAAAACCAGUUCCCAGGGAGAAUCAAUCAAAUUUCCUGAUUCUUCAAUUCAGAGUUCACUGAGAAAAUCCAUGGAACAACUUCACUCUAACAUCAGCUUCCAGAGAGAACCCAUUCAACUUCCUGUUUCUUCUAGCCUAAGUUCACAAAAAGAGUCACUAAAUGUUGCUCUAUCCACUUUCAGCUCACAGAGAAAACUGAUUCAUGUUCUUUUUAAAACACCAAGUUCACUGAGAGUAUCUCUAAAUCUUCCUCCUUCCAGCAUCAGUUCUCAGAGUGAACUCAUUCAAAUUCCUCUCUCUUAUAGCCAAAGUUCACUAAGAGACUCUAUGGCUCUCCUUCCCAUCAACCCCCACAGAGAACUGAUUCAAAUUCCUGUUUCUUAUAGUCCAAAUUCACAGAGAGAAUAUUUGAGAGUUCUGCUUUCCAGAUUCAGUUUCCAGAGAGAAUCAGUUCAAGUUCCAGUGUCUAAUAGUUUAAUAAGUUCAUUGACAAAAUCAAUGGGUCUCCCUUCCUCUGGUAUCAGUUUCCAGAAACAAUCCAUUCAAAUUACUGAUCCUUCUAGCAAAACUUCACAGAAAGCGUCCAUAGAUCUCUCUCCCUCCAGGAUCAGCUUCCAGAUAGAGUCCAUUCAAGUUCCUGUUGCUUACAGAGAAAGUUCACAGAGAGAGUCCAAGGAUCAUCCUCCUUCCAUCAUCAGCUCACAAAGGGAAUCCAGUCAAGUUUCUGAUUCUUUCACAUCAAUUUCAUGGAGAGAGUCCCUGGAUCUUCCUCACUCCAGCUUCAGCUCCCAGAAGGAAUUCACUCAAAUUACUGAUUUUUCCAAACAAACUUCACAGAGAGAGAGCCCUCCCUCCCUUCCUCCCUCCAGUAGUAGCUCUCAGAAAGAAUCCUUUCAUUGUUCUGAUUCUUCCAACCCAAGUUCACAGAUAGAUUUUACUGCUCACACUCCUCCUAGCAUCAAGUCCCAGAAAGAAUCCACUCAAGUUCUUGUUUCUUAUAACAAAAGUUCACAGAGACUGUCCAAGAAUGAUUCUUCCUCCAAGAGCUCACAGGGAGAAUCCUUUGAAGUUACUGAUUAUUCCAGUGCAAGUUCACAGAGAGAGGCCAUGAGUUUCCCUCCCUCCAGCAGCAGCUCCCCAAAAGAAUCUAUUCAAAUUUCUGCUGCUUACAGCCCAAGUUCACAAAAGGAGUUAAUAGAAGUUCUCCUGUCCUCUAGCCCAAUCUCCCAAAGAGAAUUUAUGGAAGUUUCUACUUCCUUUGGUCUUAGUCCCUCAACAGAAUUCAUGCAAAGUCCCCUUUCCUCUGCCCGAAGUUCACUAAAAGAUUUCAUAGAUGUUAUUUCUUUAUCUGGUCCAGAUUCAUCAGAAGAAUUUGUGGGCACUCCUCUUUCCCCUGGCCAAAGUUACAUGCAAAAUUUCAUUGAUAAUCUUCCUUUAUCAGGCCCAGUAUCAUCGGAAGAAUUCAUGGAUGUUCUUGCUUCACCUUCCCCAAGAACAACAAAGGAAUUCAUAGAAAUUCUUCCUUUCUCAAAGGUUUUGCCAAAUGAAUCCAUACGGGAUUCUCUUUCCUCUGAAGAAUUAGUACAAUUUCCUGCUUCUUCUAGAGAACAUUCACUAAAAGAAUACUUUGACAUCCUCCCUUUUCGAGGACCAAGUCCACCAAGAGAAUCUAAACAAACCCAUGUUCGAACUUCGUUUUUCUCAAAUGAUGAUGUGGAUGAGUUCUUUGACAUUCAAGUCCCCUCUUGCUCCUCACAUCACUGGAGAGAACCCAUGCAAGUGCCCUUUUCCCCUUGUCCAAGUUCAGUGGAUAAAUCUAUAAAGUCAUCCUCAGCCAAAAGAAAAGAAAAACGUGUCAAAAAACCAGUCAAACGUACAAAGUCUUCCAAAGAGGAAAAAGAACCCAUGCAGAUCCCAUAAUGUUAAUGGAAAAAACCUCACUGUUGUCAAGUCUUCCUGUCCCCACCCCCAUCCACUCACACCAAUUCAUUCAAGUCCACUAAGCCAUAUAGUAUAUGUAGUAUCAUUACUAUACUAGGCCUCUAAGACUUGAAUAAAGUGUAAAACAAGAACUUUGGUCCUCAUUAAAAUCAAAACUAAAACUUAGCAAAUUCUAAUUGUUAUU
Molecule: messenger RNA, 32551 nt
Organism: Sarcophilus harrisii (Tasmanian devil)
Lineage: Eukaryota; Metazoa; Chordata; Mammalia; Dasyuromorphia; Dasyuridae
Exons: 1
Coding region: 25-32346 (10773 amino acids)
Source: RefSeq, a predicted model, not a curated record